CAGAAACUUUGUAUUCUCGUUUCUGCCGCCGCCAGACUUAUUCGACUCCGUUGUCUUUGCCAGACUGACGAAUUUCAAUCAAUUGCUCGUUUUUAUCGACCAUUCCAUUAUUGUCUUCUCAUUCGUACCACUCUGCAGUGAUUUUUCUGAUUAAUUGAUUGGAAUAUAGAAACGCAACCCUUUUUAAUCAAUUACCAUGAAAACGGACUCAUGUUAAUAAGAUACGACGACGGGAAAAGACUUGUGGACUAGCAAGUCUUUCUACGGUAAACACAACUGAACAAAAUGAGCUCAAGCAAUGCGGGACACAACCAGGCUCAUUUAUCGUCUUCAUCAAAUAGCAGCACUUAUCAUUUGUUAGAAGUAGACUCGGGCGAAAAGCCGCCAGCAGCAAUGGUAUCAGCAACAUCAUCAUCGCCAACAACAAUUUCCCUGAGCGGUUUCAUUUCCGUAGUUUGUGGUAGACAUUAUCGGGUCUAUAAGAGCAUAUUGUUGAUACUUUUGUUGUUGGUACUGUUGCCUUUAUUUGCUCACAGAAAUCUUCUGAACCCCGACAGUGAUGUUCCGCAAUUGGAUUUGCAUAGACAACGGCCUCUUCUGGAUGCCUAUGAAGACUUUAGCUCUAUGCGUGCGAGUGACUUGAAAAUGAGAAUAGAAGAGCUGCUCAGAAUAAAGAGCACCGUUUCCAUCGAGCUGCGAGAGUUGGAAGCUCGUAGACAAAAACUUCAAUCUGACAUUGGUCAGUAUAAUCAAAAAAUCGAAGAGCUCAAACAAGAUUUGAUGCGUGAACAAACUGAAUUGGAGAGAUUGAAAAUAUCUGUGGAACAGGCACAAGUCGCCCAAAAAGAAGCUGUGCAGAGAAACACUCCCGACUUGGCAUUGCCACGCACAUUAUAUCCAAAUGCCUUACCUCGCAAUAUGCCUGCCACUUCGUUGCAAACGAUGGUCACAUGUGAAAUGCACAAUUGUUUUGACCACUCACGCUGUAGUCUAACCUCGGGGUUUCCCGUUUAUUUGUAUGACCCAGAUAGCUACAGUGUUUUAAAGCCAGGCUAUGAAAUCGAUGGCUUCUUACGUACAACCAUUAAACAAACCUUGGGAUACAAUGCCCAUAUUGUCAGGGAUCCCAAGCAGGCCUGUAUAUACUUGGUAUUGAUUGGUGAAGCUUUGUAUGAAAGUGAAUCGCUGAAAAACAAUCGAUAUGCCGCCCAAGAGGAAGAGGAAAAGGAGAAAAGUAGUUCAGUGUAUGGAGCAGAGAAAUACAAUGCUAUUGAUAUGAACAAAAUUUACAAGCUGCCAUAUUGGGGUGGAGAUGGUCGCAAUCAUGUGCUGCUGAAUUUGGCCAGAAGAAAUCUCAAUUCUAAAUCCACAAAUGCUCUACUCAAUCAGAAUACUAUGCGUGCCAUUGUGGUACAGUCAUCGUUUGAGGCAAUACAAUUCAGACAAAACUACGAUUUGAUAGUACCACCUAUUUUGGGCCCACCAGGCGGUGACGUUUGGCAAGAAUGUGCUGCAAUGGUGCCCGCUAGACGAGCCUAUCUUCUUUCAUUCCAAGGCGAACUGCGCCCCCUGAAUCAGCCUUUACAAUCGCCCCAUCCCUUGGAUGAUUUUAUAUUGGACCAUCUUACAGAAAUGGCCAAAGGUCCCACACUAGACAAGUUCCUUCUACAGUUUAAAUGUGUGCCAGCAACAGAACAACAAGAUGAAAAUGCUGUUGUUGAUUGGGCUCUAUGCGGCACUGAUUCGUCGCGCAAACAGAUUUUAAAGGAUUCCACAUUCGCUUUAAUCCUACCACCCUUAGAAAGAAGAGUUAGUUCUACUCUGAUGCUUGCUCGUCUUUAUGAAGCUCUGCGGUCGGGAGCAAUACCCGUCAUUCUGGGAGCCGAUGAGGUACGCCUGCCCUAUAGUGAAACAAUAGAUUGGCGUAGAGUGGCUUUGUUGUUGCCGAAAGCCCGCAUUACGGAAUUACAUUUUUUGUUGAGAGCCAUACAGGAUGGUGAUUUGUUGUUAAUGCGCCGGCAAGGUCGCUUGGUUUGGGAACGCUAUUUAAGUUCGGUACAGGCAACAGUUGAUACGGUAAUAGCCAGUUUGCGUGAUCGUUUGGGUAUACCGCCCAGGCCAGUGCCGCCAGUAAUAGCUCAAAGUGUUUUCAACAAUACAUUUAUCCCUCUGAAAUCGGAUCCGCCAGUGGGUAUGGAUACCGAACCCGAGGAGUCACUGGGUCCCAUGGAACCACCAUAUCCAAGUCCAGCCUUCAAGCGUAAUUACACAAUAUUAAGAAUGCAAUCAAGGGAGGCCUGGAACGAUUGGGUGGAUCCAUUUUAUAUGUAUCCUCAGUUGCCUUUCGAUCCUGUACUACCCUCUGAGGCCAAGUUUAUGGGUUCACACAUGGGUUUCCGUCCUAUUGGCAAGGGAAGUGGUGGUGCUGGCAAGGAGUUCAGUGAGGCCUUGGGUGGCAACUAUCCUAGAGAGCAGUUUACCAUUGUGAUUUUAACAUAUGAACGGGAACAAGUGUUAAUGGAUUCCUUGGGAAGACUUUACGGAUUGCCUUAUUUGCACAAAGUUGUGGUGGUGUGGAAUUCACCUAAACCACCAUUAGAUGAUUUACGUUGGCCAGAUAUAGGCGUACCUGUAGCAGUCGUUAGAGCUCCUCGCAACUCUCUGAAUAAUCGCUUCCUACCCUACGAUGUCAUCGAAACAGAGGCCGUCCUGUCCGUUGACGAUGAUGCCCAUCUACGACAUGACGAAAUACUCUUUGGCUUUCGUGUGUGGCGGGAACAUCGUGAUCGUGUUGUUGGUUUUCCGGGACGUUUUCAUGCCUGGGAUUUGAAUGAUAAUCACCAUUGGAAUUACAAUUCGAAUUAUAGCUGUGAAUUAAGUAUGGUUUUGACUGGUGCUGCCUUCAUACACAAAUACUAUAUGUACUUGUAUACAUAUCAAUUGCCACAGGCAAUCCGUGACAAAGUCGACGAGUAUAUGAACUGUGAAGAUAUUGCCAUGAAUUUCCUUGUAUCGCACAUAACUCGAAAGCCUCCUGUGAAGGUAACAUCCCGUUGGACUUUCCGGUGUCCAGGAUGUCCCGUAUCGUUGAGUGAAGAUGAUACUCAUUUUCAGGAACGACAUAGAUGUAUAAAUUUCUUUUCCCAGGUCUUUGGUUACACACCGCUAUUAAAUACACAAUAUCGAGCCGAUUCGAUAUUAUUCAAGACCCGUAUACCACACGACAAACAAAAAUGCUUUAAGUAUAUUUAAAUUAUAUACGAGAUUAACGAACUAAACAAAACUAACUCAGCUUAAUAUUAAGUUUUCAACAAAUUGAAGAAUAAUUUUUAUUUCGCACCAAGUGAUGUGCGUUAUUACAAUUAAACAAUAUUUCGACAAAAAGAUAAUAUUCAUAACUAAGCUAUACUUAAGGUGCAAUAAUUUUAAAAUAUAAAUUUUACAAAAACGAAAUUUUAGUUUAUAAGAUAAACAAAAUAAAAACAAAAAAAGCUAAAACUAUUCCUUAAGGCUUUUUGUAGCAAUGUGUCAUAUUAGUUAUAAUUUUGAAUGUAUGUUAAGAAUUUUAACAAUUAUUUUAUAGGUUAUUCAAUCAAUCAUACAAAUCAUAGUGUAAACAAAUUGAAAACAUUUUUAUACAAUAAUUUUUUAUGUACAUACCAUAUACAAACAUGUAUUAAUUUUAUAAUAUAUAUUUUACAAAUCAAAAAACUUGCUAUUAUCACUACGUUUUUUAUAUAUGGCAAAUGAGCUUCACAAACAUAUACAUUCUGUUAUCCAUUAUAUAUUUUUUUUUUUUUUGUUUUAUUUUCCUAGUUUAUGGAAAUUGUAUUAAAAAUCUUUAAGUCUACAAUUAAGAGCAAAAGAAAUGUCCAUCCAAUCAAAUUUAAGAAACUAAAAAACCAAGAUAUUUUCCCCAAUUCCAAAUUGAUAUCAAAAUUAAUCAUUAUUUGUGAGUCAUUCAACAAUAUCAUAAAAAAUAGUUUUUUUUUUUUUUGUUUUUAAUUGCAUGUAUUUUCAUUUGCUAGCUAAUUAUUGUAUAGACAAAUAUUAUAAUUGUAAUUUAAUUCCAUUUUUAGUGAAAUAUUUGUGAUUAUAUCCAUAAUAUGUUUAUCGUUCUAUAUCUCUACAUCUCCUGUGGCAGCUAUUUCUUUUACAUUGCUUUAAAACAAUAACCCACCUCUUGUUUUACUUUAGCCUUAAAAUAAUGUCUUUAUGUUACCAUAUUUAAUAGUUUUCAAUUGUUUUUACAGCAGUACUUAAAAUGCCUUUCUAAUUUUGUUUAUAAUUUAAUUUGAUAUAUUCCUUUGACAAUAAUUUAAGCUGAAUUCAGUAUCGAAAUAUCCUAUCAACACAAUUUUCCCCCAAAUUUAUUUGUAUACUUUUAGAAUUAUGUAUAUGCACAUAUGAUUAUUAUGUGGCCAUUUUAAUUAUUAUUCCAAAUA
Molecule: messenger RNA, 4445 nt
Organism: Musca domestica (house fly)
Lineage: Eukaryota; Metazoa; Arthropoda; Insecta; Diptera; Muscidae
Gene: botv
Product: exostosin-3
Exons: 5
Coding region: 286-3252 (988 amino acids)
Cellular component (GO): membrane
Molecular function (GO): glycosyltransferase activity
Source: RefSeq, a predicted model, not a curated record